CUGACACUUCAUUUCCUCCAGGUGAAUGCCCACGACCAUGACGACGACGACUUCGACGCACCCAACUCCGCACCGCCAAGACAGCCGCAACCCGUUCCCAACUCACCACCACCCUCCUUCCACUCGAGAGCGUCGUCGCGCGAACGUAGAGGAGUCGACCCGACACUCGCCGACGCAUUCGAUACCGAUGGUGACGAUAGCGAUGACGACGCCGAUGACCGACAGCGCCUGGUCCGCGCCGACUCCACCCUCGCAUCCCGCGACCCAUCUCGCAACCCGUCCUCCGAGUCAAGACCCCAGCCCGAGAGAAACGUCACCCAGCUUCCGCCCGCAACAGCGACCACCGCCGGCGGCCCCACGACGCCCUUCCGCAUCUACGGCAGCGGCAUCCAGAAUGAGGGUGUCUUCUCUAAUCUGACGGCGAAGCCCGAGCGCGGAGGGCAGGUUAAGGAAGAGCAACCUCCGACGUACGAGCAAGCCGCAGCCGAUUCCGCGCCGCCCUACUGGGAAACAACGAUCCUCGCCCCUGGAUUCGGCGGUCCCGACGAAGUCUACAUCGACGGCAUGCCCGUGGGCUCUCUCUUCAGCUUCGUCUGGAACGGCAUGAUCUCCAUGUCUUUCCAGAUUGUCGGCUUCAUCCUCACCUACCUCCUCCACUCCACGCACGCCGCCAAGAACGGAUCACGCGCCGGCCUUGGUAUCACCCUGAUCCAGUAUGGCUUCUACAUGAAGGGCAGCACCGAAGGCGACCGCCCGCCCAAAAUGAACGGCCAGGACGGAUACGCGGCGCCACCGGACCCGAACACGCACAACUUCGACCCCAACGCCGUGACUGGCGACAACGGCGGCGGCGUGGCGGACAUUACUGGGCAGGAGUGGAUCGCGUAUAUCUUGAUGGUUGUCGGAUGGUUUGUCCUCAUCAGAUCCGUCAGCGACUAUCUCAAGGCCAGACGCCACGAGCAGCUGGUGCUCCAGAGCCCCGACCGUGGUCUGCCCGUGCCCAUUAUCGCCGAGGGCGAGUCGUCCGAGAGAGUGGUAUAG
This is a messenger RNA of Colletotrichum karsti, 1041 nucleotides long. RefSeq lists its product as uncharacterized. NCBI's taxonomy places the organism in Eukaryota, Fungi, Ascomycota, Sordariomycetes, Glomerellales, Glomerellaceae. The transcript is spliced from 2 exons. Gene Ontology annotation, biological process: vacuolar transport; ubiquitin-dependent protein catabolic process; positive regulation of protein ubiquitination. Gene Ontology annotation, cellular component: perinuclear region of cytoplasm; endoplasmic reticulum; Golgi apparatus. The record is from RefSeq and is a predicted model, not a curated record.